Molecule: messenger RNA, 3034 nt
Organism: Haliotis rufescens (red abalone)
Lineage: Eukaryota; Metazoa; Mollusca; Gastropoda; Lepetellida; Haliotidae
Exons: 5
Coding region: 232-2814 (860 amino acids)
Source: RefSeq, a predicted model, not a curated record
CGGAUGUAGCAGGAAGUAUGUACAACUGUGUCUACUUGAGAUCAGACACAGUGUGAUAGAGUCAGAUGUCAGAGUUGUGUGGAUCCGUGUUUGUUCACAGCGGGACCUCAUUUGAUACAAGCUGAUAAGGUCUAACUUCAAAGCAUAUAGUUUUUUUCUCCAUUGCUACCCUUUGUUCACCUGCCAUGAACACGUCAGCUACACAAGGCACGUUGUAGUAUUGGAGGACAAAUGGAGGACACAGACGUUCAUGAUGAUGAUGAUGAUGAUGAUGAUGAUGAUGAUGAUGAAUAUGUGACGGCUGAUGAAGAAGAUGCUGAAGAUGACUGCCGAGCAGACAGAGACAGAGAGGAAGAAGGACCAGGCUGCAACGAGGAAGAGGACACGAAGAACGAAGAUGGAGAAGGGGGGCGAGGAGAUGACACUGACGAGGAAGGUCAUCAUGAUGAGUGUGGAGAAGAAAGAUUCGGCGAGGAAGAGGAGGACGGCUGCGGUGACUUAUAUUAUUCCCGGGCAGGUCCUACUAAUGUCAUAGUAAACACUGUCCAACACGAUACCUACCGAAAAGUGGAUCGAGAAACAGACAUCCUGACGAAACAGAUUCUUAAGUGUGCCAAUAUCACGCCUUUACUAUGUGCUUCCGGUUUGACUUCUUCCCCUUUAGGAGAUAGAACAACACACAAUGUCAUGGCGACACAAAGUCAGGGACUACCAGCAAUACCAGGCCAUGUCAAGGCGACACAAAGUCAGGGACUACCAGCAAUACCAGGCCAUGUCAAGGCGACACAAAGUCAGGGACUACCAGCAAUACCAGGCCAUGUCAUGGCAACCCAAAGUCAGGGACUACCAGCAAUACCAGGCCAUGUCAAGGCGACACAAAGUCAGGGACUACCAGCAAUACCAGGCCAUGUCAAGGCGACACAAAGUCAGGGACUACCAGCAAUACCAGGCCAUGUCAAGGCGACACAAAGUCAGGGACUACCAGCAAUACCAGGCCAUGUCAAGGCGACACAAAGUCAGGGACUACCAGCAAUACCAGACCAUGUCAAGGCGACACAAAGUCAGGGUCUACCAGCAAUACCAGACCAUGUCAUGGCAACCCAAAGUCAGGGUCUACCAGCAAUACCAGACCAUGUCAUGGCAACCCAAAGACAGGGUCUACCAGCAAUACCAGGCCAUGUCAUGGCAACCCAAAGUCAGGGUCUACCAGCAAUACCAGGCCAUGUCAUGGCAACCCAAAGUCAGGGUCUACCAGCAAUACCAGACCAUGUCAUGGCAACCCAAAGUCAGGGACUACCAGCAAUACCAGGCCAUGUCAUGGCGACACAAAGUCAGGGCCUACCAGCAAUACCAGGCCAUGUCAUGGCGACACAAAGUCAGGGCCUACCAGCAAUACCAGACCAUGUCAUGGCAACAAAAGAACAGGGUCUACCAGCGGCACGAGACCAUGUCAUGGCAACAAAAGAACAGGGUCUACAAGCAACACCAGACAAUGUCAUGGCAACAAAAGAACAGGGUCUACCAGCAGCAAGAGACCAUGUCAUGGCAACAAAAGAACAGGGUCUACAAGCAACACCAGACAAUGUCAUGGCAACAAAAGAGCAUGGUCUACAAGCAGCAAUAGACCAGGUCAUGGCAAAAGAAGGGCUUCAUCUGCUGACAACAAAAGACAAUCUGACUGCGCCUUCACUCUGGGACUCAGCAACCUCUGAUCGAACCGUUGCAGCAGUCCAGUACAACUUCAUCAAGGUGGAGCAGCAGGUGACGGCCCCAAAAGCCAGGAACCUGACCAUUGGAGGAACUCAGAACAUUGGUCAACCUGCCCCCGGCCAGGGGGAGGAGGAGGAGGCCCCGCUGACUGCAGCACAGAAGAUACGGAAAAGAACCGCGACGAGGAUUGAAACAUGGACGCAAGACAUGGUGAAAACUGAGGCUCUCAAAAAGGUGACGGAUAAACUCGACGAAGGAGCCACUUGGGUGAUUAUUAAGGGGAGCCCUGGAGAAGGGAAGUCGGUGAUUGCUUACAUGGCCCUCAAAGACCAGCAUAGCAAGGGGAGACAAGUCUUCCAGGUCGAGUCCCCAGCAGAGUUCUCCGAGGUCACGCUGACCUGCUCUGGGCCCGUCAUCAUGCUCGAUGACGUAUUGGGAGACUUGGAUUUCAGCGUCGCGGAGUGGUCGCGAUGGAGACCUGUUCUUGGCCACAUUCUGCGUACGAUGGAGUUCAACAAGGGAGACAUAGUGGAAAGACGAAAAAGGGUAACCGUUCUGUUUGUUGGUCGAGAUUAUAUAUUGCAAUCGGCCUCACCUGAUUUAGGAAGGUUAAAGACAUAUAUGUUCAACGACGAAAACACUGUCAAUGUUUCGUCGGAUAGAGAUGUUGACGAAAAAAUACAAAUUUGGAAUGCGGUGCCUGAAUUGAGAGAUUUGGAUUUUGAUAAGGAAAGGGUUAAAGCCAUAUGUGAGAUAGACUGCCCUUACGGUUUUCCCAAUAUUUGUAAACUGUUCGUCACGGCGUAUCACCAUGACAACCAGAUAUCCGCAGAGGAUUUUUUUAACCAACCUCUGGAUUUCCUAAACCAGACAAUGCACAAGUUCCUUCAGGACAAGACGAAGCGACGGUUGUUUAGGGCAAUGCUCAAGGGAAAUGGAAAGGUAACGCACAGAGAGUUGGAUGAUGGAGAGUGCCAGGGAUAUGAAUGUAUAGCAGCAGCAGAUCAUCUGAUUGGUUCAUAUUUGAAAAGAGAAGAAGGCACAUACAUGUUUAUUCACCCCUCUGUGCACCACAGCAUAGCGUCUCUACUGAACAGAAAGUGAGGGACCAGUUGGGGUCAGUCCGCCUAUAGCAGGAGUCCGGCAGCAUCACGGCGGGGGCCGACAAACAGAAACAAAUUACCAACGACUGCGCAUGCGCUAUACUCAAAGCAAAACUGUGACAUGGGAGUGUGCAAUCUGAUUGGCUGAGAAACGUUGUCAGAUGGGAUAAGAUCCCGACAAUUUUUCGGAAUUUUCCUUGCGAAUAAAUAUGUUUACUUUA